GGGAAACCGUUUUAAGAGCUGCACAAUGAUUACAGCUACAAUUUCAACAGAGGGUGGAAAACAGAUGGAAAUAUAUCAGGUGUUGCCAUGUUCCCCCUCCUCGGUAGUUGGGUCACAACAACAAUCGAUUACUUUCUCAGCAGUUAACAUUUUCCUCUCCAUCGCAACAUUUGUUGGAAAUUUUCUAAUCCUUGUUGCCCUUAACAAAGAAUCUUUCCUUCAUCCACCGUCCAAACUCUUGUAUCGUUGUCUGGCUACAGCUGAUCUGUUGGUGGGUGUUGUUAACCAGCCUCUCAUUGCUACUUAUUGGAUUUCCUUGAUUAACGAACACUGGAGUCUUUGUCGAUACGCAAGGGGUGCAGUCUUCAUAUCAAGUAUUGCACUAUGCGGGGUAUCUUUGUUGACGUUGACGGCCAUAAGCGUGGACAGACUUCUCGCUCUGUUGUUAGGAAUAAAAUACAGACAAAUAGUAACUCUAAAGCGCACAUUUAUCAUUACAGCUACUUUUUGGAUUUUACCCGUCGCCACUGGAUCAUUUUCCAUUUCUCAUUCUCGAAUAACGACUUGGUAUUGUAUUAUACUUAUACCGUCAUGCUCAGUGAUCUCAGUCGCCUCGUACACAAAGAUUUUUCGCGUUCUAAGACAUCGUCAGUCUCAAGUACAUGGUCAUGUUCAACAACAGCCGAGUCAAACAACUGCUCUAAACGUGGCAAGAUACCGAAAGGCAGUGAGCAGUGCACUGUGGGUGCAGUUAGCAUUAGUUGUUUGUUUUAUACCAAAACUUACGACGCUGCUGCUUGUGAUGUAUAGCAAAACUUAUUCUUCAAAUGUAGUCGUUAUCGAUGGAAUUGCCUAUACUUUAAUGUAUUUUAACUCCACUUUGAACCCGUUUCUUUACUGCUGGAAAAUCAAAGAAGUGAGGGAAGCAGUAAAGCAGACAAUCCGACAAGCACUUUGCUUUCCAUGGAGUUAGAUAUAAUUUCUCGGAGUCGUCAGACUUGCAUUAAUCAGGCGUAAUUUGAAGGGACAGAGAAAAAAAGAUAGAAUGAAACAAACACGAUUUUUCAGCAUCUACUGUGUUCUAGAUGCUUUAGUGUUUGCGUAUUUAUGCUGAUAAAUAUCACAUAAAAACAGAGUACCAUUGUUUAUUAUUCUAACCCCGACGGUAGAAAGAAAAAUUGAAAGGCAGAAUACAUAUCAACCAGAUGCCGAGAGGUGCUAUCUGUUUGACUUUCCUCAGAUAUACUGUAUGGCGGGGCCUCUGCAAACUCACUGCUUGUUUUCUUCCCAAAUCAUAAAGCUGUCUUCUUGAAAUUGAUUUUGUAAGCCAUAUAAUAACAACGCGCUAUUGUACGAAAGAAAAUUUGAAGAGCAAGAAAAAAUAAGAUAACAUUGACACAUAUUGAACAAAUUAAAAGGAAAAUUCGAAACGAAUAGUCGGUACACAUCAAGUUAGGAUGCGGAAAAAGAGAAAUGCGGAAUU
Molecule: messenger RNA, 1483 nt
Organism: Pocillopora verrucosa
Lineage: Eukaryota; Metazoa; Cnidaria; Anthozoa; Scleractinia; Pocilloporidae
Product: adenosine receptor A3-like
Biological process (GO): G protein-coupled receptor signaling pathway
Cellular component (GO): plasma membrane
Molecular function (GO): G protein-coupled receptor activity
Source: RefSeq, a predicted model, not a curated record